This is a messenger RNA of Hemicordylus capensis (graceful crag lizard), 2490 nucleotides long. Its product is annotated as solute carrier family 2, facilitated glucose transporter member 5-like. The transcript has 11 exons. Gene Ontology annotation, biological process: monosaccharide transmembrane transport. The record is from RefSeq and is a predicted model, not a curated record. Bases 334 to 1674 code for a protein of 446 amino acids. NCBI's taxonomy places the organism in Eukaryota, Metazoa, Chordata, Lepidosauria, Squamata, Cordylidae. Gene Ontology annotation, molecular function: hexose transmembrane transporter activity. Gene Ontology annotation, cellular component: membrane.
UGAUGAGAUCUGAGCACGGGAUUUCUUGGGUUGUCGCUCAGUCUGUUAGCUACCGGGUUAUACCAGCUCCACCUUGGCAGUAACCAAUGCGCCUCCAACUGUUCUGAGGUUCGGCUUCUACAACUGCCCCCUUUCUUCCAGAGUUCAUGCCUCCUGUCAGCUCGCAACUGUCAACAGCUUCUUUCAGAAUCUCCUGGCAUCCUUCUCCUGAUCGGGUCACAAUGCCAUUAGCCUUCCAAGCGACAUGCCUCAUGAGACGACAGGGCUUGGUUGAUUUCUCCUUUUCUCGCCAGUAGAGAAAGCUACACUGAGCCUGAUUUCUGAUCCCUGGAAAUGGCAGAAGGGGUAGCAGAAAACAUGGAAAUGACAGAACAGGUAGCCAAAGCAAAGCCCAAGAAAAAGAAGCUGCCAGUCGUCCUUGUUUUUCUGGUGCUGAUUUCUGCCUUUGGAUCAUCCUUCCAAUAUGGUUAUAACCUCUGGGAGGUCAAUCACCCAUCUGCGGACUUGUGGAACAUUUCGGCAGUCAGCCGUCAAGCGAAGACAAGCAGAUCCAAAGGAUUUAUCAAGUUCCUAGAUGCUCUCCAAUAUUCAUUCUUCUCUUUCGGAGGCCUGGUUGGGUCUCUUUUUGCUGGCCCCCUGAUGGAUAAAUGUGGCAGGAAAGGUUCCUUGGUGUCUAAUAGCCUUUUCUCCCUCAUCGCUGCUGCACUCAUGGGUUGGUCCAAAGUGCGACGGGCCUAUGAAUUCACCAUCCUUGCACGCUUCGUCACUGGAAUAUGUGCAGGCAUAUUCGCCAGUGUUGUCCCUAUCUAUCUUGGAGAGAUAGCCCCCCAAAACAUGAGGGGAGUCAUCAUCAUGGUGGCUCAGCUCUUUGUCGCCGUGGGUGUCGUGAUGGCUCAGCUCUUUGGGCAUCCCACGAUCCUGGGGAACUACAGAGAUUGGACAAUGUACAUGAGCAUCAUUGGAACUUCGGCAUUAUUUCAGCUCUUCCUGCUGCCCUCCUUCCCUGAAAGUCCUAGGUAUCUAUUGAUUCAGAAGAGGAAUGAAAAGAAAGCAAGGGAAGCUUUGAAGGUGCUGAGAGGCCGAGAUGAUGUGGAAGAUGAGCUUGAAGAGCUCCGGGAAGAGGACCUGGCUGAAGGUGCAGAAAAGAAAAUGAGCGUUCUCAGACUUAUAGGUUUCGAGCAAUUGCGAUGGCAACUUCUGUCUGUCAUUAUCUUGAUGUGUGGUCGGCAGCUCUCUGGCAUUUAUGCAGCAUACUAUUAUGCAGAGAAAAUCUUUGCAAAUAUGACAGGAGUAACGGGACAGAGUGCUCGGUUUGUCAGUGUGGGGUCAACCAUUACUGCCAUCGUCAUGCUCCUGGUAAUUAUGUCUGUUGUUGACACUGUCGGGCGGAGGGUUCUGCUUCUCACUGGCUAUGGCAUCUGCAGCAUCUCCUGCAUUCUGUUAACCAUGUCCCUCGAACUUCUGGGUGAUCUUCUCAUUGGUUCGUCAGCAGCAGAACACAUGGAAGAAAAGUUGCUUUGGGAUUUAAAAUUAUCCUGCAUUUUGCAUGGAAGAUUCAAGUGGAGGGCAUGGGCAGUGACAGAGAUUCCCAUUUGCAAAAUCUUUCCUGCAAAAUUUACUUACAUAUUCCAUUCUGACACCUCAAAGCAGUCCACACAAUUGUCAUUAGAGUAGGAGGCACCUGAGUAGGCUUCUCCCAGACUCUUGAGUAGGAGAAGCUGGAUAAGACGAUUUCUCUGCCUACCUCAUUCAAAAGCUAGGGACGGAAUCUGCAUAGGGUUUGCUCGUCUUAUCCAGCUGGGACAAACUUGACUGUUACUCAAGUUCCCCAUCUCUGACCUUGUUUUUAUCUAACACAUGGUCAAAAAUCUGGAGUGUGCCCAGCUCCCAAAUUAGGGUAGGAGAAGGGUAUAAUCAUGCAAGGAUGGGCAGGGAUGCAUUCUCGGUCCUUUUUCCCCUGCCAGGAUCUCAGCAGGGAUGCAGAGCCCUUUGCUUUCUAAAGGAAAUAAUAUGCUACUCUUGCUAUCCCACUAGUUUGUUACAUAACUGGAGAUGAGACUACAUUUGAUUUUAUUACCAUUCUUCCGAUCUUCUGUUACAAGGAAGAUCCUUGUAGAAGAUCCUUGUAGAUCCUUGUAGAUCCUUGUAGAAGAUCCUUACCCCCUACUCUUUGUAGCUGACAAGCCAGGCUUGUCUUCUAGGUGAAUAACCAUCGGAGCUUGGUGCAAUGUAGGUUGAGGCAACUAUCUUUGACUCUUUGUAACAGAAGCCCCCAAAGUACUGCAUCUGUCUAAGUGAGGUGUAGCCAUUAGGCGUGGCUGUCAGGGUGCCAGUGGCUGUGGAGCUGUCAUGGAGAGCACCUAUAUUUCUCUGAGUUUGUGAGUACAUCUCUGGGUAGGAAGCUUCUCUUACCAUUACAACAGUUGUGUGGAUCCCCCUCACAUACUUUAUAUGGACUUGGCUCGUGAUGUUCCAUGGUCUCUGUUGCUU